This is a messenger RNA of Pelobates fuscus (common spadefoot toad), 1888 nucleotides long. RefSeq names its product transmembrane protein 44 (gene TMEM44). NCBI's taxonomy places the organism in Eukaryota, Metazoa, Chordata, Amphibia, Anura, Pelobatidae. Bases 239 to 1597 code for a protein of 452 amino acids. The transcript is spliced from 10 exons. The record is from RefSeq and is a predicted model, not a curated record.
CUGACAGGUAGACGCAUGAACCCAGCAGGACAACAACUCAAACUUAUCAGCCGCACCUUGUAAAACCAACAGCCCAACUACAGGAAGCUCGCAGAACAGAACACAGCCCGACAGUGCGCCAUCUGGCCUGCAGGGUGCGCUGUGCUGCAUACACCUGGCCUGCGCGCUGCACCGUGUUUCCCACACCUGGCCUGCAGGGCGCGCUGUGCUGCACACACCGGGUGAGCUCCAUGUCCAGAUGCAGAUGGAUGUGGCCCCGAAUGUCACUGCCAGUGAGGGGCCAGGGCUCUGGAACUUGGAAUAUCUGAUCACCUGCUUCGCUGAUGAGAAAGUCUGCGUGUCCUUCGGGCUCUGGAUCCUGUCCUGCCUGUUCUGGUUCACCUCCAUCUCCCUGCAUUUCUAUUUGAGAUGCAAAAGAAAAUCCACUCAUCAUGUAUCUGUGUUCUGGCAUGUCUAUAGCUUUUCCGGAUGCAUGUGUAAUACAAUUGGAGCUCUCUUGUCUAAGCAGCUAACCAUCCAGGUGAUCACUGGGAGUUAUAUGGCAGCAGCAGAUGUUGUACAUUUUAUGUUAACUCUCUUCCCUGUCUGCCAUUCUAAACACAGAUCCAGAUCUGAUCAGAAGAAUUCUAUAAAAAGAAAAAGGCACAAAGCCAUACUUUCUGCUCUCUCAAUUUAUUUAUUUGUCGGCGUUGGGUGUUACUCUUUUAGCCCAAACAGAUAUACGUAUGGUGAAGUAACUCACACUAAUCAAAGGCGUUUGCUUGGGACCGUUUUACAGGAGAGUACAGACAUUGUAGGAUUCACACUUGGAAUAAUUGCUGUAAUUGUGUCAUGGACAGUACGGGUGCCUGUCAUCACAAAAGUAUGCAGAGGUAUGGUGUUUUCUGUUGUGCAUAUCUGGGCGGUCUUCUUCUCCGCGAUGGCCAGCAUUAUGUACACGGCAGCAAUUAUGUCUCACAACCGCCAUCCGGAAUAUUUUCUAAGAGCAGCACCUUGGUUCCUUAUCUUCAUAGGUUCAGCCGCCAUGGAUAUUGCUCUCACAAUUCUGUCCUGCAUGAUGAAAAACAGAUUUAUGUAUCAGAUGGGGUUUGUAGUGGAAGCAACAGGUGAAGAAGAUAACUGUGAGCUGCUGGUAAAAGACAAUAAAGAGGAGAAAGAUAGAGGUGCCAGUCACACACCCAAAGAUGAUGAUGAAGAGAAUUCUAACUGGACACCGUUAAAAAUAGUUCCAAAUCGAAGCCAUAGCAACAGAGCAUCAUUUGAUCGUUGUGUGAGCCUGAGCAUUGAGCCAGUGCAACAGGUAGGGUUUGGUGCAGUGAGGUUACCUGGAGAUGGACAGACCAGUACUGUGAGCCUUUUCAAACAGGAGACACUCUAUUACCCAGACAUACCUGUGUUUACUCCAGCUCAUGCCACCCAUACCAAGUGGUCUUCUCCCAGUUACUCUGAGGAGUCCUCUAUUAACACUAAACUUGAGUGGGAUUUCGAAGAUUUGAACCAAGAUUGGAGCAAGGACAUUGAUGUACCAGAUAUAAACCCCAAUGACAGUUCAAUCCUGAGCGUUGGCACUGAAACAUCAAGUCGCACUCAGACAUAGGUCUGCCUUCAGAGAGAAGAAUGCUGGUUGUCUAUCUAGAUGCACCAUAACUGUGAAAGCAGCAGUGUUCCAUUUCUGUUGAGAUGCCGACUUGUUAUUACACUCAUGGCUACUGAAUAUUUCAAGAGAUACCCUAACAGUUUCAAAUGAUUUCAGAAAAAGGUCUUGCAUCUCUCACCUUAUCUUCUUGUCUUCCAUUUAUGUCUACCAACAUUAGAUUAAUUGUUUGCCGAGUUAUUAAAAGGUUGCAUCAAUGCAGCAGCACAGAUUACGAUUAAAACUGUGAUGGUC